Molecule: messenger RNA, 1497 nt
Organism: Cladocopium goreaui
Lineage: Eukaryota; Dinophyceae; Suessiales; Symbiodiniaceae
Source: the annotation of a GenBank genome assembly
AUGGCUGUUGGACUGUUGGACACUGGUGAAUUUGCAGAUGCCACAUGUUGCACCAACCAGAUGAGCCUUGACAUUCCAUGCCACUUCUGCAAUGCCUUCACCGUCAAUGGCAGGCGGAACGCCUCGCGUCUCGCCCUUUGGGAAAACGUCGAGGCGAAGCGUCUGCCCUUCGAGGGCCUCGGCGCGCUGAGCGCCGGCGCCUCCUCAAGGCUGCUGCAGGACUAUCCUGAAGCACAACGGAAUGAGAUCUUGGACCUUCUGUUCAAACCACAGUAUGGUGCUUCUUUGCAAGUUCUGAAGGUUGAGAUUGGUGGCGAUACACAGCAGCUCACUCAGGGUGCGUCGGGUGAAGGGCCAUUUAGAAAGCAUGGUCCAGAGCUGAUUGAUGUCAUCAGCUUCGGCCUUGCGCUCAACGCGUGCAAGAAGGCGAAGACCUGGCGAAAUGCCCUGGAGUUGUUCUUCCAGAUGCCCUCAAAGAAGGUCCUUCCCAACUCCGUCAUCCUCAAUACCUUAAUUGCAGCCUCGGCAUUUUCCUGGUCUCUGAGCUACUUCUUUCUCAGCUCUGCUGGAGUUCUUCGUGUGCAGAACGAUGUGCGCAGCUGGGGCAGUGCGGCCGCGGGCAUGGAGAACUGGCAGCUGGCGCAACGGAUGCUCUGGGACGUUGAGGCCUCGACGGUUGAAUUGGAUGCCAUGUCCUACACGGCAGGAAUGCUUGCCUCGGCGCAGCAGGGCCACUGGCGCCGCGAUGUGGAGCGUUUGGCGAAGAUGGCGAUGUUUUCGGAGCGUCAGGGGGCAGUAAGGGCGGUGUGCCAGUCCUGUUGCGAAGGAGCUGCUUGGCUCAUGGCAUGCGAUUUCCUCGUCGCCCGUGAUGCCUUCGUGGUCGCCAGCAGUGGCAAAGCCUGCGUUGCUGCGUCGCAGUGGUCAAGGACACUGGCAGUUCUCUGCCGUUCCGGGCUGCAGUUGGACCUGGUGUCGCGGAACGUGGCACUCGAGGCCGCCGUCCAAAGCGGCUGGAAGGAUGCGCUGCUGCUGCACGCGCUGUAUCCUUUCGCCCCCGACCGCAUCGCCUGCAACAGCAUCUUGCGCGCCUGCGACAUUGCCGCCUGGCCCAAAGCGCGGGAGAUCUUCGCAGGAAUGGCCAGUUCCAAUCUUCAAAUGGCGGCCGAAAGUUGCAGCGCUGUCAUCGCCACCUCCCCUGGGCAUUGGGAGAUGCUUGUUGGGCAAAUGCAGCAAAAGUGUCAGCUGAAUUCCGUGGUGUACAAUGCAGCUAUCAACAGCUGCGAGUGGAGACAAGCCUGGCAGUUGUUGCAGCAGAUGCGUGUGAGGUCGCUGCGGCAGGACUCCUGCCGGAGGAGGGGUCUUCGGGAAAGCUCAGCAUGUUCAGCCAAUCCGGUAGGAAACGCAGUUGCACACUGGGGUCCACACUGCCAAAACAUGCCAAAACUAGAUUCGAACAUAGUUGAUCAGCUGGGAAGAAAACUUCGCAACAGUGAUUAA